GCAUCAUUCCUCCAGUCCUUCCUCUGCGCACUUUCCAGGUUUUCAAUCUAAGUGGAGCAAGUUCCCAAACUCCGUGCAAACUCUUAAUCCGAGACGGAAAUGUUUUGCAAAUAGAUCUUCGCACAGCAGAGGAAACUUUCACUAUGUUGCUGCCCUGCAGACGCACCUCCAGGUUUGUCCUCACUUCACUCGGUCGUCGGCUCUCCAGAUCUUAUUUCCAUGUUUUGGGUCGAUCGAGAUGUAACGUAGCGGCGUUCAUGCCGGAGGCUGCGGGCUUUGAAGGCGUGUGGGACCGCUCAGCUCUGCAGGACUUCUCCGUGUCAAACAGUGAGAGCUUCUGGGCCGCUGCUGCGCGUCAGAGACUGAGCUGGAUGAGUCCUUUCCACACGGUGCAGGACUGCGACCUGAGCCGGGGCAAGAUCAAGUGGUUUGAGGGAGGACUGCUGAAUGUGUCCGUGAACUGCUUGGACCGCCAUGUGCACACCUGUCCUGAGAGGGUGGCCCUGAUCUGGGAGAGAGAUGAGCCGGGGUCAGAGGUCAAGAUAACCUACAGGAAGUUGCUGGAGAUGACCUGUCGCCUGGGCAACCUGUUGAGGCGGCGUGGCGUGAGGAGAGGGGAUUGUGUUACCAUCUACAUGCCUCCCUGUCCUCUGGCUGUGGCGUCCAUGUUGGCCUGUGCCCGUAUUGGCGCAGCACACAACGUUGUGUUUGCAGGGUUCAGUGCUGAGGCCCUCGCAGAGCGGAUCAGAGAUGCCGAGUCCAGCACUGUCAUCACGGUGAACCAAGGCGUCCGGGGAGGUAAGGUCAUCGAGCUGAAGAAGACGGUAGAUACGGCCGUUGAAAGCUGCCCGACUGUACAGCAGGUGUUUGUUGCCAUGAGAACAGAGAAUCCGGUUGCCAUGACAGCCAGGGACGUUGCCAUGGAGGAGGAGAUGCUGAAGGAGGACGUGGUGUGUGAGCCAGCUGCCAUGCACAGUGAGGACGUCUUGUUCCUGCUUUACACAUCAGGCAGCACAGGGAAGCCCAAAGGACUCGUCCACACUCAGGCUGGAUACCUGCUGUACGCUGCACUCACACACAGGUAUGUCUUCAGCUACCAUGAUGGAGAUGUGUUUGGCUGUGUGGCAGACAUUGGUUGGAUUACCGGACACAGUUACACUGUCUACGGGCCGCUGGCCAACGGGGGAACCACUGUCCUGUUUGAGAGCACUCCCAUUUACCCUGACCCAGGAAGGUACUGGGAGAUGGUGCAGAGACUUAAAAUAAACCAGUUUUACGGAGCUCCCACAGCGCUCCGCCUGCUGCUCAAGUACGGGGACCAGUGGGUGCACAAAUAUGACCGCUCUACCCUGAAAACCCUCGGCUCUGUUGGCGAGCCCAUCAACACUGAAGCGUGGGAGUGGUAUCACAGAGUGGUUGGGGACGGACGCUGUCCUGUGGUGGACACCUGGUGGCAAACGGAGACAGGUGGCAUCUGCAUCACCCCAAGGCCAUCAGACCCAGACGCAGAGAUUGUCCCAGGAAUGGCUAUGAGACCUUUCUUUGGCAUUAAGCCCGUGCUUAUGGACACUGAGGGAAAAGUGCUGACUUCCAACCACACAUCUGGAGCUCUGUGUAUAGCUCAGCCUUGGCCUGGUAUGGCCCGAACCAUUCAUAACCACCACCAGAGAUUCAUUGAGACCUACUGUCUGCCUCAUCCUGGUUAUUUCUUUACUGGCGAUGGCGCCUAUCGCUCCAAGGAGGGGUAUUACCAGAUCACUGGCCGCCUCGAUGAUGUCAUCAAUGUGAGCGGUCACAGGAUUGGGACUGCAGAGAUAGAGAAUGUGGUGAAUCAAUGCUCCGCGGUGGCUGAAUCUGCCGUCAUCGGAUACUCACAUGACAUUAAAGGACAAGGUGUGUAUGCCUUUGUGGUGCUAAAAAAGGACGUGGAUGUUCAAGAGGCGGACCUGUCUCGGCAGCUCAAUGCUGCCGUAUCUAAAAAGAUCGCCAAGUACGCCUGUCCCGACGCCAUUCAGUUUGCCCGGCGGCUGCCGAAGACACGCUCAGGUAAGAUAAUGCGCCGGGUGCUGCGGAAAGUGGUGGAGCGAGACGUGAACGAAUUGGGUGACCUGAGCACGCUGGAUGAUCCUGCAGCAGUUCAAGAGAUCAUUAAAGGUCACCGUGAGCUCUGUAGUAAACAACAACCAUGAUGAUGUGUUUACUGAAAACAUUUUCAUCUAAAGAGGAAAAUGAAUGUGAUGCUUGUUGCUCUAUUUCACUUAAUCAUCGUAUCAAAAAUUAUUUUAAAGGCCAAUAUUUUUGUUUUUUAUUGUACAUGACUUUUUCAUGAAAUCAAGUAAACAACUCUUUAAAACUGUACGUAUAAUCCACACAUGUACUCUGCUCCUGAUAACAGAUACAAAGAGCUGAGAGCACUGUGUGUUAAAUACAGAAUUGCAACUAAUAUUCCCAAUUUGGUGAUUGUAAACAUAAUACAAUAAAUAAAUGUGCAAAGAU
Messenger RNA from Epinephelus moara (kelp grouper), 2496 nucleotides. Its product is annotated as acetyl-coenzyme A synthetase 2-like, mitochondrial. Gene Ontology annotation, molecular function: acetyl-CoA synthetase activity; AMP binding. Bases 144 to 2189 code for a protein of 681 amino acids. Lineage: Eukaryota; Metazoa; Chordata; Actinopteri; Perciformes; Serranidae. The transcript is spliced from 14 exons. Gene Ontology annotation, cellular component: mitochondrion. The record is from RefSeq and is a predicted model, not a curated record.